GCAGCAAAAUCCUUUCAGAAACCCCGGGGAAAGAAUCCGGCAGAAUGAAGGAGAAAUGGCAAAUCAAACCUCACGGAGGCUCUCCUUGAAAGAUUACGGGAUGAAAAAUUAACUUGGCACUGUUGGGGGUGGGAAUGCGGACGGCUGCCCGAGAUGCCCCGUCUUCAGCCUCCGGUCACUUUCCUUCCCCAAAGCCAUUUUAGUCAAAGGUCAUGUGUGAGUCUUGUCAAAGGCCAGCUUCCAAUGGAAUCAUUGUCCCCCGGGACAGCGGCCCCCUGACUACAUCUGCAUUGGAGAAAUCCCAAAAGCAAACGGCCCAGUGCAAACAAGAGCAGCCCGGGGCAGCCGUCCCGGGCAGAGCUCACAGCAGAGGCCGCGUCCGCAGCGCCCGGGCCGGAGCAGGCGCCCAGACGGCCGGCAUGAGCCGCCGCGCCGAGCGGGUAAUAUCCCUGUUCACUUUUGCUGUUGGGGUCAAUAUCUGCUUAGGAUUCACAGCAAAUCGAAUUAAGAGGGCAGAAGGAUGGGAUGAAGGCCCUCCUACAGUGUUAUCAGACUCCCCCUGGACCAACAUCUCUGGAUCUUGCAAGGGCAGAUGCUUUGAACUUCAAGAGGUCGGACCCCCGGAUUGUCGGUGUGACAACUUGUGUAAGAGCUACAGCAGUUGUUGCCAUGACUUUGAUGAGCUUUGUUUGAAGACAGCUGGCGGCUGGGAGUGUACUAAGGACAGAUGCGGAGAAGUACGAAAUGAAGACAAUGCUUGUCACUGCUCGGAGGACUGCCUGGCCAGGGGAGACUGCUGUACUAAUUACCAAGUGGUUUGCAAAGGAGAGUCACAUUGGGUGGAUGAUGACUGUGAGGAAAUAAAGACCCCAGAAUGUCCUGCAGGGUUUGUCCGCCCUCCAUUAAUCAUCUUCUCUGUGGAUGGUUUCCGUGCGUCGUACAUGAAGAAAGGCAGCAAGGUCAUGCCUAACAUUGAAAAACUAAGGUCUUGUGGCACUCACUCCCCCUACAUGCGGCCUGUGUACCCAACAAAAACUUUCCCUAACUUAUACACUUUGGCCACUGGGCUAUAUCCAGAAUCACACGGAAUUGUUGGCAAUUCAAUGUAUGAUCCUGUAUUUGAUGCCACUUUCCAUCUUCGAGGGAGAGAGAAAUUUAAUCACAGAUGGUGGGGAGGUCAACCGCUAUGGAUUACAGCCACCAAGCAAGGGGUGAAAGCUGGGACAUUCUUCUGGUCUGUGGUGAUCCCUCACGAGCGGAGGAUAUUAACCAUCCUGCAGUGGCUCACCUUGCCAGACAAUGAAAGGCCUUCAGUCUAUGCCUUCUAUUCCGAACAACCUGAUUUCUCUGGACACAAAUAUGGCCCUUUUGGCCCUGAGAUGACAAAUCCUCUGAGAGAUAUUGACAAAACAGUGGGGCAAUUAAUGGACGGACUGAAACAACUAAAGCUGCAUCGCUGUGUAAAUGUCAUCUUUGUUGGAGACCAUGGAAUGGAAGAUGUCACAUGUGAUAGGACUGAAUUCUUGAGCAAUUACCUAACUAAUGUGGAUGACAUUACUUUAGUGCCAGGAACUCUAGGAAGAAUUCGACCCAAAUUUAGCAAUAAUGCUAAAUAUGACCCUAAAGUCAUUAUUGCUAAUCUCACGUGUAAAAAACCAGAUCAACAUUUUAAGCCUUACAUGAAGCAGCACCUUCCUAAACGUUUGCACUAUGCCAACAACAGAAGAAUUGAGGAUGUCCAUUUAUUGGUGGACCGCAGAUGGCAUGUUGCAAGGAAACCUUUGGAUGUUUAUAAGAAACCAUCGGGAAAAUGUUUUUUCCAGGGAGACCAUGGAUUUGAUAACAAGGUCAACAGUAUGCAGACUGUUUUUGUAGGUUAUGGCCCAACAUUUAAGUACAAGACUAAAGUGCCUCCAUUUGAAAACAUUGAACUUUACAAUGUUAUGUGCGAUCUCCUGGGAUUGAAGCCAGCUCCUAAUAAUGGGACCCAUGGAAGUUUGAACCAUCUCCUGCGUACUAACACGUUCAGACCGAGCAUGCCAGAGGAAGUUACCAGACCCAGUUACCCGGGGAUUAUGUACCUUCAGUCUGAUUUUGACCUGGGCUGUACCUGUGAUGAUAAGGUAGAGCCAAAGAACAAAUUGGAUGAACUCAACAAACGCCUUCAUAUAAAAGGGUCUACAGAAGCUGAAACCAGGAAAUUCAGAGGCAGCAAAAAUGAAAUCAAGGAAAACGUUAAUGGAAAUUUUGAACCUAGAAAAGAGAGACACCUCCUCUAUGGACGGCCCGCAGUGCUUUAUCGGACUAGAUAUGAUAUCUUAUAUCACACUGAUUUCGAAAGCGGUUAUAGUGAAAUAUUCCUAAUGCCAUUGUGGACAUCAUACACUGUUUCCAAACAGGCUGAGGUCUCUGGCAUCCCUGAACACCUGACCAAUUGCGUCCGGCCUGAUGUCCGUGUUUCUCCGAGUUUCAGUCAGAGCUGUUUGGCCUACAAAAAUGAUAAACAGAUGUCCUAUGGAUUCCUCUUUUCUCCUUAUCUGAGCUCUUUGCCAGAAGCUAAAUAUGACGCAUUCCUUGUGACCAAUAUGGUUCCAAUGUAUCCUGCUUUCAAACGAGUCUGGAAUUAUUUCCAAAGGGUUCUGGUGAAGAAAUAUGCUUCAGAAAGAAAUGGAGUUAAUGUGAUAAGUGGACCAAUUUUUGACUAUGACUACGAUGGCUUACAUGACACACAAGACAAAAUCAAACAGUACGUGGAAGGCAGUUCCAUUCCCAUUCCAACUCACUACUACAGCAUCAUCACCAGCUGCCUGGAUUUCACCCAGCCCGCAGACAAGUGUGAUGGCCCCCUCUCAGUCUCCUCAUUCAUCCUUCCUCACAGACCGGACAACGAUGAGAGCUGCAAUAGCUCAGAGGAUGAGUCAAAAUGGGUAGAAGAACUUAUAAAGAUGCACACAGCUCGGGUGAGGGACAUUGAACAUCUCACCAGUCUGGAUUUCUUCCGCAAGACCAGCCGCAGCUAUCCAGAAAUUCUGACACUAAAGACAUACCUGCAUACAUAUGAGAGCGAGAUUUAACCUCUGAUCCUCUGCGGUGCAGUCUUAUCAACUGGUGUAUAUUUUUAUAUUGUUUUUGUAUUUAUUAAUUUGAAACCAGGACAUUAAAAAAAAUGUUAGUAUUUUAAUCCUGUACCAAAUCUGACAUAUUACGCCUGAAUGACUCCACUGUUUUUCUCUAACGCUUGAUUUAGGUAGUCUUGUGUUCUGAGUAGAGCUUGUAAUAAUUACUGCAGCUUGCAUUUUUAGUGGAAGCUUCUAAAUGGUGCUGCACAUUUGAUAAUUGCAUUGAGGAAAUAUCAAUUUUCCAAUGCACAGUUGCCACAUUUAGUCCCGUACUGUAUUGAAAUACUGAUUUUGUAAAGUUGCAUUCAUUUACUGUUAAUUAUGACAGAUAUUUAAGCCUUAUAGACCAAUCUUAAAUAUAAUAAAAUCACACAUUCAGUUUUU
Hippopotamus amphibius kiboko is the source of this 3503-nucleotide messenger RNA. It is a transcript of the gene ENPP2, whose product is annotated as ectonucleotide pyrophosphatase/phosphodiesterase 2. Lineage: Eukaryota; Metazoa; Chordata; Mammalia; Artiodactyla; Hippopotamidae. The record is from RefSeq and is a predicted model, not a curated record. Gene Ontology annotation, biological process: estrous cycle; phosphatidylcholine catabolic process; immune response. Gene Ontology annotation, molecular function: phosphodiesterase I activity; scavenger receptor activity; phosphatidylcholine lysophospholipase A1 activity.